Molecule: messenger RNA, 564 nt
Organism: Parnassius apollo (apollo)
Lineage: Eukaryota; Metazoa; Arthropoda; Insecta; Lepidoptera; Papilionidae
Source: the annotation of a GenBank genome assembly
AUGGCCAAAUUCAUUGUUCUCCUCGUCGCCACCAUCGCUCUGACGCAAGCGCGUUUGGUGCGUCGCGAUGCUGAAGUCUCCACGCCUCUGCAAGACCUGCAAAAACACGCCGAAGAGUUCCAAAAAGUAUUCGCCGAUUCGUUACAAAGCAUAUCCACCUCCAAAAACACACAGGAUGUUCAAAAGGCGUUCAAAGAUGGUUCAGACUCGUUGCUUCAACAGCUGUCAGCUUUGACCGCCAGUCUGCAAAGCGCUAUGGCUGACGCUAAUGGCAAGGUUAAAGAGGCUUUGGAGCAAGCGAAGAACAACGUGCAGCGCUCGGCUGAUGAGUUGCGUCGCGCUCACCCUGACAUCGAGAAGCAAGCGGCAGCCUUGAGUGAGAAAGUCCAGGCCGCUGUCCAGAACACAAUCCAGGAGACACAAAAACUGGCGAAGGAAGUAGCGUCGAACAUUGAACAAACAAACGCGAAGCUCGCGCCAAAGAUCAAGGCAGCUUACGACGACUUCGUGAAACAGGCUGAGCAGGUCCAGAAGAACGUACACGAAGCCGCCAAUAAGCAAUAG